AUGUCUAACUUAGUCGCAAAAAUCGUAACUUUUUUGUUGGAAGAACCUUUGGAUGCAGUUUGUUCCGCAUCUGUCGUUUAUUUGGCGAUGGAUAAUAACACCUUGGGUUCAUAUAAUGAUGUUAAAGACUUAGCAGAGUGUGCAGUGAAUUCAGCAUUAGGAGAAUUAAAUGAUUCAGAUUCUGUUCGAAAAGAAAGAGUAUCGGAGAUUUUGCCACAGGUUAGUUAUAUGGAUCAAAUUUCCACUGGCUAUGCUUGCAAUGAUGAGACUACAGCGUAUUUUACCGAGUCGUUUAGGUUAAAAGCAAUGAAGGUAUUGAAGAAAGCGAAAGAACCGGCCGUUGAUCACGCUCAAGAAAAGAUAGAACAAAAUCUGAGAGCGUUGCAAUCGAAACUUGGCUCUCCACAAGUAUCAAACUCGGAUACAUCUCUCUAUAAUGCUCUCAAGAAAAACUUGAAUGGUGUCGAUUCUUCCGGACUUACAUGGCAGGAUCCGUUGGCAAGUAUGGUUCUCAGUGAUGAUUCAACUUUGGUGGAGAAUUUGAAACCAAGACAGAAACGCACUUUCAUGGAACCAUGUGAGAAUAUGAAAUGUGAUAUCCCUGCAUCUGUUAACGACAAGUGCGAAGAUUUUGCGAAUAACUUUAAUAAAAAUGUCAUCCCAGAUGAACUUAGAAAUAUCACACACAAUUCAUUAUGGGUAGAAAGCGAAAUUGAGCUAGGGAAAAGAGUGGGACAUAUACUGGGCGUAAUUGGAGAAGUGUUGAAUAAUCCGGCAUUUGCAACUAGUAUGGCACGCAAUGAACAAAGCGAGGGGACUUACGUUACGGAUGUGAUAGUACCAUUACUUCGAGCCACUCUGGGAGGUCUCCCAAAUGGUAGUAUUUGCUUGAGCACUGCAGAACGCCAAAGUGUGGCAAGUAAGACUCGCAGAAGUCUCGGAGCGAAUGAGAGGCGAAUUGGAAAAAAGCCUGAUAUUAUGUCAUUGGUGGGGCAUGUAGAGAAAACUUUCGAAAUUGCAUACGUCGAGUGUUCCAGAGUUGUCUGCACUAAUUCAAAAAAAGUAGAUGAUCGUGUAAAACUAUGGAGAGAAACGUUGGAUGGGGUGGGCUUUGUUGCUGAAUCGUGUAGACCAACAAGUAACCAAUUCGGUAUCGUGGGGAUCCAAGUUGCAGGUAAGGAUAUAUAUCUGAAUGUUCUGGUAAAAGAUGCGAGUGGGAUUCCAAGAUACUUCCAUCUCGAUCACGCGGAAAUCCCUCUAACAAUGGACACUCUAUGGCGGGUGAAACCUCUUAUACGUUUAUUAUUGAGACUUCGGGUAAGGUGUAUUGAUUUUGUCUUUGAUAUGGAUUCUUAG
This is a messenger RNA of Entrophospora candida, 1356 nucleotides long. Lineage: Eukaryota; Fungi; Glomeromycota; Glomeromycetes; Entrophosporales; Entrophosporaceae. The record is from the annotation of a GenBank genome assembly.